Molecule: messenger RNA, 2156 nt
Organism: Exophiala oligosperma
Lineage: Eukaryota; Fungi; Ascomycota; Eurotiomycetes; Chaetothyriales; Herpotrichiellaceae
Exons: 1
Coding region: 133-1962 (609 amino acids)
Cellular component (GO): membrane; mitochondrion
Molecular function (GO): FAD binding; D-arabinono-1,4-lactone oxidase activity
Source: RefSeq, a predicted model, not a curated record
ACCCAGUAUCAGACUCGACUUCAGUUAUCGCGACCUGGAUUCUACCAACCCCCCCCCUCCGGCAUUUUAUCCAUCAUGCGCUGACAUUUUAUUCUCGAGCUCGUUUGCAGCGCCCCUGGAACGACCGGCAACAUGGAUUGGGCCGCCCCAAAUGUCACGCAUACACGUCCCAACACUUCUCGCCUCACAACACUCCCUGGCCCCACUAGCAACGUCAACCUGGACCCGAGACUCCAGCGAGAGUUGUCGAGGACCGAUCCUUCAGUCCCCUUCAAUCCAAAAACCAGGUACCUGCAUCAUACUUGGGCUCAGACAUUCUUUUCACGGCCUGAACUGUACUUUCAGCCCUCCAGUGUGCCCGAGCUGCAAAAGAUUGUGACACUCGCCCGCAGAUGUCGCAAAAGGCUGUGCGUGACCGGUUUUGGUCAUUCGCCCUCUGACUUGACCUGUACUUCCUCUUGGCUUCUUAAUCUAGACAAUCUAUCCCAAGUGCUCGAAAAGAACGUCGACGGCACUCCAGGGCUGAUUCGGUUUCAAGCUGGCUUGUCCCUGCACAAUCUCAACCUCGCGCUCGCCGAAGAUGGAUAUACCCUGCCGAAUCUGGGCUCUAUCGACGUCCAAUCCGUUGCAGGGGUUAUAUCAACCGGCACUCACGGUUCCAGCCUCAAACAUGGCCUCUUGUCCGAUUCCAUCACCUCCCUGACAAUUCUAUUGUCCAACUCACAGUUGGUCACAUGUUCAGCGGCCAAGAACCCCGAACUCUUUCGGGCGGCGCUAUUAUCGCUUGGGUCGCUUGGGAUCAUCGUAGAGAUUACUAUGCAGGCUGUUCCCGACUUCAAGAUCUCUUGGUCGCAAUCACUUCAUACACUUGCGUCGGUCAUUGAGUCUUGGGACAAAGACCUUUGGACCCAAAAAGAAUUCACGCGGGUGUGGUGGCUGCCUUACAUGCAUCAAGCAGUCAUUUGGCAAGGCGCUAAAACGGACGCUGACCUACGACCUCCCAACACGACCUUCUAUGGCGGUGCUUUCGGAUACUAUGUAUACCACAAUUUGCUCUGGUUAUCGAACUCCUUCCCACGCAUCCUUCCGUGGAUCGAAUGGUUCGUCUUUGGCAUGCAAUAUGGCUUCAAGCCGGGGAGUUAUACCAUGUCUGCUGUUCAACCUGCUCGCGAGGCCCUUCUCAUGGACUGUCUGUAUUCACAAUUCGUCAAUGAAUGGGCUCUCCCCCUCUCCAGAGGCCCAGAAGCUAUUCGCCGGCUCUCAGCCUGGAUCAAUCAUGAUGAUGCCGCGGCCGGUAUUCCCAUCUCCAGCAAGGGCGUCUGGGUACAUUGUCCAGUCGAAGUCCGCGUUACACAUACAGGACGUCUCAACUCCAAACAAGAGUCUGCGGUGAGACCAUAUCUCGACCCUACCGUACCUGACGGGCCAACUCUUUAUCUCAAUGCCACUUUGUACCGACCUUAUGGUCAGGAUCCCCCUUGUCACGAGAAAUACUACGAAGCGUUCGAAUAUCUCAUGCGUGAGAUGGGUGCACGACCCCAUUGGGCCAAGAACUUUGCUUUUACCGGGGCCAAAGAGAUCAACAUCCUGUACGGUAACGACAUGACUGAGUUUAUGAAGAUUCGUGAUGAGAGCGAUCCUGAAGGGAUGUUCUUAGGUGAGUGGCACAAGAGGAACUUGCCUCUCAAGCUGGGGCGGAAGAAUGGCGCAAGUCUUGGUCUCAUGGAAGAAGAGGUGCGCCGAUCGAAGAGAAGCCUGGGGUGGGGAUAUGGUGAUGGUGUCCUUUGGGAAGGCAGCAUGAUGGCUGCUGAUGGGGAAGAGAAUGAGGAGUCCGAGAGUCCCAUCAGCAAAGGCAGUGAUGGUACGCCGAGUCCUCCUGCCACAACUACAAGCGAAGAGUCGUUUGAAUACAUGGCUAAGGGCGAGGCGAGCGUGUAUGCUACAGAACGUGGACAAGAGUAGCGGGAGAGGAAGAGGAAGAGGACCAAGAAUGGGCCUUGUAUUCGCCGCGCGACUUUCGUUUUGAUCUCUGGUGGUUUCCUUUUCUGCAUUUAGCUCCACGGUCGGCCUUUGACCUUCAACUUACCAUAUGAAAGAAACCCAUGAUAGAUUUGUAUUUGGGAGUUACUUAAGUGGAGUUUCUUUCUCAAUUCUCA